Molecule: messenger RNA, 4277 nt
Organism: Brassica rapa (field mustard)
Lineage: Eukaryota; Viridiplantae; Streptophyta; Magnoliopsida; Brassicales; Brassicaceae
Product: putative sucrose transport protein SUC6
Biological process (GO): sucrose transport
Cellular component (GO): plasma membrane; vacuole
Molecular function (GO): sucrose:proton symporter activity
Source: RefSeq, a predicted model, not a curated record
UGAAAUUAUUAAUUAUAUUAAUAGAUAGUAUUUCUUCUGUUUCACUAAGAAUCAAAAGAGUAAUUUUGACAUUUUUUUAUUAUAUUAAAAGUGUCAUUUUUAAAAUUUCAGUGCAAUUUAUAUUUAUGUUUGAACGCAUCAUUAAUUAUAAAUUGCAUCAAUUUUAUAAAUAUUUUUUUUAUUUCAAAUAUAAUUGAUUAAAUAGAUAUAAUCAAUAAGAACAUUUAUGCAUUUAUAUCAUUUUUAAUUUAUGUAAAAAGUGUGAAAUUGAUAUUUUGUGAAACUAAAAGAAUAUAAUAUUGGGACAAAAAAUGAAGACAUCAAAAUGUAUAUAUUUUUAUAAAUGGAUUCUUUUUUAUAAAAAAAAAUCCAUUUUUAAGUUUUCAUUAGAAGUUUCUGAUCUGUUUGAAUUAUAUAUGUUGGAUUUGAUUAGCAAUAACAAAAAUAAGUUUAUUUAAUUUGAUUGGUCACACUAUACUUAAUAAAUGUAAAAGUUACCUAGAAAUAUGAAAACUACUUACAUUUUGAAACAAAAAAAUUUCCCUAAAACUACUUACAAUAUGAAACGGAGGGAGUAUUAAAUAAAAUUUACUAUUUUGAAUUAGGACCAAGAAGUAGUAGUAAUAGAUAAACAACGCAUCUGAUUCGUCACUGCUCAGCAUGCAUGAUUCAAGCAAAAACAAUAAAUAUUUGAAACCAAUACAAGAAGUUUUAGAAGGACGAGUUGCAACAAACUUCACUGAUUAGUUUCAAAAAUAAAACAAACGUCACUGACAAAGAAUUCAUUAAUACUUUUGGAACUCAUAACAAAGAAAGACAAUCGGGUUUGUGUUUUGGGCCUUUUUUAACAAGGUUCGUGUUUUUGUUUCGGCUCGCUGCAGUUCUAUUGAAAUAUGAAAUUUCGUUACUGGGCCGUUCCAAAACAUUAAGUCGUUCAAAGUCCACAUAAAUAAAUUAAUGAGACCCAUGAUUUAACAAGAUUCAGUUUUCACAAUUUUAUCAGAUUUUCACCGAUUAUCAAAAAUCCAAAAUUUCCAAUUGAAAUUCAAGUAAACAUACUGAUCUUACAUGAUUGAUUUUUCUGAAUAAUAGGAAUAAAAGAUUUGGAAAUCAUGGUGCAACUUUCUCUUCUAGUUUUAUUUUGUUUGUUCUUGUCUUGUGUGUAAUCUCUAGCAACAUCAAUAAUCGCACUUGUCUUCUUCGGGUUUCAACCAUCUAAGCUACUCGAAAAGUUUCGACGAGAGAAUCUCAAGCUCCGGAGAGUCGGAUUACAAAAAAAAUACUAUACACGUUAUAACCUAUCACCAAGAAUGUAACGAAUAAUCAGUUACAAAAAAAAAUGUAACGAAUAAUCUUCAAAGCUUUCAGACGGAGCAGCACAACAACCAAUAUACAGAACUGGCCAACAAAAAUUCCGAAACUAAACGGCGAUUCCAAAUACUCAAACUAAACUAUUUAGUUUUCAAAAUACAAAGCUUUUGGAAUAAUCAUUUAGCUCCUUAUGGAAUCUCAAUCUCAUAAGGAUAUGGUGGAAUCAGAAUAUCAAUAAGCAAAAUUUGGUACAUUGUUUCAAAACAUUUGUCUUGAUUCACAUUUUAUUUGUUCCUCAUUUUCCACCAUUUUCCAAAACCAAAAAAAACAAUUAACAAAUAAAGAUAUGUAUUCGACCAGAUUAUAAAAGCACGAGAUACUAUAAACUCGAAUUAGGAUCUGAAAAUCCCCUAACGCUAACAUCUCUAGCAGAUAAAAAUAUUAAAUUUAUAUCCGAAGAGAGUAGAGAGAAGGUGACUACAGAUUCUAAUGCCGAAAAAGCCUCGUGCCGGAUAAAAAUCAGGAAGAAAAAUGACGGAUAAGUUGCUUAGGAGAACCCUAAAGAACAAACCCUAUGGUUUUUUUCAAUAUAGCGCAGCUAUGACUCGACACGCUUCCAUUGAGCUUUUUUGGAAGGCGAUCUUAAGGGCUGCGCGCUAAACAAUUGAGAAGAACACUGUUCUAAAACAUAGACCCUAAUUCGCUACGAAUGCCAUAGGAAUUCAGACAAGAGCAGCGAGUAAGCUUUAUAUAUGGGAGACAUGUUCUGCCCUAAUCCAGCCUCCUACGUGUCUUUUGAAUAUUGAACUUAAGGCCCAUUGUAAGCCCAUGUUCUAUUAAGCCCAUAUAACAUGAUCGUCACAAAGAUACUACUGGAAAUGUCACACAAGUAAAGUGUCUCGUGUCAAAAUAUGUUAGUACUGUUAUAAAAACAAAUCUAACAAGGAUAUAUAUGCGUUAGAUAGGUUAGUAUAAUAACUGGAUUUUGUCACUAAUAUCUGUUACAUGUCAACAUAAUUAGAUGGGAAUGGAUUAAAAAGUAACGGAUUUUUGUUAAUGCAGUAUUUAUAGUUUAUAGUUUUAUACCAACAUUACGUUUUGACUUUACUAUUAUUAUAAAACAAAUUAUCUAACAAGGAUAUGUGAGUUACAGCAUUGUAUACAAAUAUUUACUUCACAAAACAGCUGUGAUGCAACUUCAAACGAAUAUUCAGUUAUGUAAUACAUUCCAAAUAUAUAAUGUUCGACAGUUAUCAAAGAUCACAGUCCUCUUCACCUUCCCUAUAUACAUCUCUCGUCUCAUCCAUCACAAAACACAAAAGAAAACAAAUUGUAACUCGACAUGAGUUCCCUCCAAGACGCGAAAAAUGGGGCGGUGUUAGAGACGCAGUCGUCGUCUUCCACGGUGGUGGUACAUAGUGGUGAACCAUCACCGCUUAGAAAAAUCAUAUCUGUAUCUUCUAUCGCCGCCGGUGUACAGUUCGGGUGGGCUCUACAGCUAUCUCUCCUGACUCCGUACGUGCAGCUUCUCGGAAUCCCGCACAAGUGGUCCUCCCUCAUCUGGCUAUGUGGUCCCAUCUCCGGCAUGCUUGUACAACCAACCGUCGGUUACUACAGCGACCGAUGCACGUCAAGAUUCGGUCGUCGCCGGCCCUUUAUCGCUUCCGGAGCCGUCCUGGUGGCCGUCGCUGGUUUACUCAUCGGAUACGCCGCUGAUCUCGGCAAGCUAGCUGGAGACAAACUCGACGAGACAGUGAAGGUACGUGCCAUAUGGUUCUUCGCUCUUGGUUUCUGGAUCCUGGACGUAGCCAACAACACUCUCCAAGGACCUUGCCGCGCGUUUCUAGCGGAUUUAGCCGCGGGAGACGCGAGGAAAACGCGGACCGCAAACGCGUUUUUCUCUUUCUUCAUGGCUGUCGGAAACAUUUUGGGGUACGCGGCGGGAUCGUACACCAACCUCCACAAGAUGUUUCCGUUCACGAUGACUAAAGCGUGCGAUGUAUACUGCGCGAAUCUCAAGAGCUGUUUCUUCCUUUCCAUCAUUCUCCUCCUAGUCCUCACCGUUGUGUCGCUCUAUUACGUCAAAGACAAGCAAUGGGAGAAAGAAGACUCCGAUGUGAAGACACCGUUCUUCGGCGAGAUCCUUGGAGCGUUCAAGGUGAUGGAACGUCCCAUGUGGAUGUUAAUAAUAGUCACGGCGUUGAACUGGAUCGCUUGGUUCCCUUUUCUUUUAUUCGACACUGACUGGAUGGGUCGAGAGGUGUACGGUGGAGACUCGGGUGGAAGUGAAAUAACGAAAAAGCUUUAUAACCAAGGAGUACACGUUGGUGCGUUGGGACUGAUGUUAAACGCGAUCGUUCUUGGGUUCAUGUCGCUUGGUGUUGAAUGGAUUAGUAGGAAGAUGGGUGGAGCUAAACGGCUAUGGGGAGUUGUGAACUUUAUCCUUGCAGUGUGUUUAGGCAUGACUGUUUUGGUUACAAAAUUGGCUGAGGAUCACCGGAGAACCGCCGGUGAAUUUGCCGGUCCGACCAAUGGCGUUAGAGCUGGGGCAUUGACUCUCUUUGCUCUUCUUGGUAUUCCACUAGCUGUUACUUUCAGUAUCCCCUUCGCACUAGCUUCCAUAAUAUCAAGUAGCUCUGGCGCCGGCCAAGGACUUUCAUUGGGAGUUCUAAAUUUGGCAAUCGUGAUACCACAACUGGUGGUGUCACUUGGAUCUGGACCGUUCGAUUCGUGGUUUGGAGGUGGAAACCUACCAGGAUUUGUGGUUGGAGCUAUUGCAGCGGCACUCAGUGGCGUAGUCGCAUUAACCGUUCUACCUUAGUUUUACGUUUUAUAUACGUAUGAUAUAUCAAUGACAGCUCUAAUAAUUUAAUACCCAUAGAGCAAGAACAAAAUGUUGUCCAUGUUUAAAUGAAUGUUUCUCUCUGUAAAAACCUCCUUGUUUUAUACAUAUAAAUGUUAUGAUA